Molecule: messenger RNA, 1539 nt
Organism: Didymosphaeria variabile
Lineage: Eukaryota; Fungi; Ascomycota; Dothideomycetes; Pleosporales; Didymosphaeriaceae
Exons: 4
Coding region: 1-1539 (512 amino acids)
Biological process (GO): DNA-templated transcription
Cellular component (GO): nucleus
Molecular function (GO): zinc ion binding; DNA binding
Source: RefSeq, a predicted model, not a curated record
AUGGAUGGUCUGGGCGAUGCUGGCGCUGGCAGUUCGGUACACUUCGUCAGUCAGCCGCCCGCCCCGUUCAGAACGCAAAUUGAAGCGAGCAAUGCCUUCGCCGCCCACGCCCGCCAGAUCCUACAAUCCGACCUCGAGACGCCGAGCAUCAGCCGCGUCCAGGCCCUUCUAAUGUUGACCGGACACGACUGGGGAGCAGGAAAUGGGCGCAGAGCAUGGAUCUAUCUCGGCAUGGCGAUUCGACUCAUAGAGGUCAUGGAUAUCACACAGGAGCUCAAAGGCCCCAAGAACCGCAAGCCCACGCGCGAGGAGUUCGUUGAAGCGGAGGUGCGCCGGCGAACAGCCUGGACCUGCUUCUUGAUGGACUCGCUGCUUAGCGGCGGCAGAGGGCGCAAGCGAUCGCUGGCAGCCAGCGAUAUGGCUAUCCAGCUUCCCUGCGAGCGGGAGGACUUCGUCUUUGGUGAGCCUGUCUGCACGCAGCGUCUCGACGGGUCGAUACACAUGCCUCCGCUGUCGCUGUCGAUCGGGGAGCUUGGUAUUAUCGCUUACAGCCUUCGUGCUGCCAAUAUCUGGGGUAAAGUAGCGCGGUGGGCGUGCUCAGAGGAGCUCAAGACGCAGCUUCCCCUGGUCGAAAACUGGAAGAGCUCCCUACCGCCCCGACUGCAAUACGAAUUGUUCUCGCUACACAGCCAUAACGCCAUGGAUCAGGGGCAAGCGUAUUGCUAUAUGCAUUGCAUAUACUUCAUGAGCUAUAUGUUCCUUCACCGAGCCUACCUGCCCGUUCUGGGACCACAGAACAUACCAGAAGAAGCACUCCACGAGUACAGCGAACACAGCGAAAGGUGGAAGAUGUGGCAGAAAUCCUCGCGGAGGGACCUGUUCAAUGAAGCCUCCAUGGUCCUCGAUAUGCUUGAGGAGAUGCGCAACUUUGGCGUCUACUUCCUGCGCGGUCUGGUGCCGUGGAUUGGUUUCACAAUCUAUACUGCUGUAGGUGUGAUGCUGUACAGCUACAACUUCCCGUCCGGCGAAGAUGAUCCGCGAGUCACGGAGAAGGCGCGAGAGCGCGUCAUUCGGGGUUGCACUUUUCUAAAAGAGAUGAAGAAUCAGUGGCCUAUGUCGGACACGUGGUUCGAGACGAUCAAACGCAUGCAGGCUUAUUACCGCACUGUACUGGGACAGGGCGGGCCGGUGUCGCCUGAUGAGCGCCAGGCGCUGCGACGUGCCAUGGUCGAUUACGGUGCCUUGCAGCCGUCGCCCGUGCAGAAACCGGUGGACGCAAACGUCGUUCGGAGUAGCAUUGCGCAAGAGCAACCUCCCACCACUGCGCCUGCACAACAGCAGUUGGUCUCGCCACCUGAGUCUACCCCGAACGGUUAUGCCUCGAAUUUUGGCUGGAACGGACAGCAUGCCAUUCCGCCUAUCGAGGACGACGACUCUCUGAAAUUGAACUUCGACUUUACUAGCGCAGAUAUGGAGGAGAUGAUGAGGGGGACGCGACGCAGGAGUUUUGGGCGUCUUUCCCGGGAGAAGUCGGUGUAG